Messenger RNA from Lacerta agilis (Sand lizard), 2864 nucleotides. RefSeq names its product caspase 10 (gene CASP10). Gene Ontology annotation, biological process: proteolysis; negative regulation of extrinsic apoptotic signaling pathway via death domain receptors. Lineage: Eukaryota; Metazoa; Chordata; Lepidosauria; Squamata; Lacertidae. The record is from RefSeq and is a predicted model, not a curated record. Bases 285 to 1889 code for a protein of 534 amino acids. The transcript is spliced from 11 exons. Gene Ontology annotation, molecular function: protein binding; cysteine-type endopeptidase activity.
CGAAGGAAGGAAGCGAUGAUCGGGACCAGGAAAUUCAAAAAACUGCAGAAGGCAACGAGGAGGGCGCGAUUCCUCUUUGCUGAAUCGGAUCGAAGUUGGGCGCUCUGAUCCCGCGCUUUGUUUUUGCUCGCGAGGGACGCAAUCGCAAGUUUUCAUUUCUCCGGCACCUGAACUUUAUAUAAGAUCUCAAAGCCCGGAAAACUCAUGUUGAAAGACCGGAACGCCUGGCUGGGUGUCUUCUUUAGAAACAAAAAAAAUCUUAGUGCCUGACAGAAGCCGCCAUCAUGACUAACAGCGACAGUAGAAAGUUUGCCGCCCAUCUUCUGGAAAUUGAUAAGAACCUGGGAAGCGAAGAUUUGGAGGCUCUGAAGUUUUUCUGCAUUGACCUCAUCCCCUGGAAGAAGUUGGAAACUGUGGAGUCGGCACACGAUAUUUUCCAUUAUCUCAUGAACGAAGACAUACUAAAUGAGGAGGACAACUUUAUAGUAGCAGAACUUCUUUACAGAAUCAAGAGUAUCAGCCUGCUCACGAAGCUUAGCUAUACCAAAGAUGCAGUUGAAGAAGAUCUGCCUCGAAAAGGGAGGGUAUCUGAAUACCGGCAGAUGCUGUUUGAUUUGUCAGAAGGGUUCACUAAGGGAGAUGUGAAGACUGCCUCGUUCUUUCUGAGGCACCAUAUUCCCAAGAAGCUAUCCACCGAUUCUGCUCUGGAACUGUUGACUUGCCUGGAGAAGCAGUGCCUUAUAUCGGAGUCCGAUAUCUCUCUGCUGGAAGAAACUUGUCGGAAGAUAUCGCCCGAACUCCUGAAAAUACUGGCAGCAUAUAAAGAAAGACAAGAGUCUAAAGAACAAAGCAUGGAAACUCUGUCCUCAGCUGGUGCAGGUGGAUUUUAUUUACUCAAGGGACUCUCUAUCAAAGACCCACCAAGAAAUCAUUAUCCCCAAACCGAAGAAUCUGGGAGCAUGAGAGAGUAUGCUGGAAGUGUGCACUCCUUUGCUGCAAGUCAAGAUUUAAAAGCUGGAAAUGUGCAAGAGCCGAGCUUGCAACAGCCUGCAGGACAGGAUCAACUGAAACCUGCAGCAGAGGAGUCUGCUCUCUAUAAAAUGAACAGGCGUCGCAGAGGAUAUUGCCUUAUUUUUAAUAAUGUCAAUUUCGAGGGAGGUUUGCUACCCAGAAAAGGAUCUCAAAAAGAUGUCUUGGAACUGGAAAGUGUGUUUAAAUGGCUUGGGUUCGAAGUGAAAAAAUAUGAUGACAAGACAUUGGCUGAACUUAACAAACUUCUAAAGGACUGGCAGUCUUCCGAAUGCUGGAAAGACAGUGAUUGUCUUGUGUGCUGCAUUCUGUCUCAUGGCGAAUCUGGGAAAAUUUUUGCGGCGGAUGGCAGUCUCAUCCCCAUCAGGACCAUCACCUCUUUCUUCACAGCCAAACAAUGUCCUUUACUGGCUCAGAAGCCCAAACUCUUUUUCAUCCAGGCAUGUCAAGGUGAUAAACCUCACAAUCCUGUUUACAUUGAAGCAGACAGUCACGAGCCGGGCUCCCCUGGAGCAGAUGCCCAGACUUCAGGAUUUAUUCCUACACAACAGCAGAUGAAAUCAACCAUCCCAGAAGAAGCAGACUUCCUCCUUGGCAUGGCCACAGUGGAUGGUUAUUAUUCUUUCCGUAAUGUGCACCAUGGCACAUGGUUCAUUCAGGCCCUCUGUAACAAGCUGCGGGAGCUGGUACCAAGGAGUGAAGAUAUCUUGUCCAUUCUUACGGCAGUCAAUGAUGACGUGAGCAAACUUUCAGACAAAAAUGGAGAAAAGAAGCAGAUGCCACAACCAGCUUACACUCUCCGGAAGAAAUUAAUAUUCCCAGUGCCUAGUGAUGAUCCUCCCGUGUCAAAACAGCUGUAGGAUUUAUUUUUUUUAUUUUUAUUUUGUUGUUCUUUUUCUGUAGGAUUUUUGUUGUGGGUCGCUGACUCUUGGUUUUUGAAAGAGUAAAGAAAACACGCUCCUGCAUUUCAAAUAAUCUUCCCCAUGCUUUGUGCAUCCCAAAGAAUUCAACUGACGCCUGGAAGGUACCUAUGAAUAGUGAACAAUAAGUCAUCUCAUGUUCUCUCCACCUUCAAUGGAAAUGCAGAUUUGUACUUCAGCUGCCCAUGUACCAUAUUCGCGCAUUUCUAGAUAAGUGUGUGCAAAUGGCGUAGUCGUCAUGUAUACAUGACCCCGCCUUCAAAGAACCGUGUGCAGGUUUCGGCAACUCUGAACUAAAGAGAUCUUUGUCUGCUGCUACAGCUGCCGCCACAGACGGAUCCUCUCAGCCGGCGUGGCCUCAAUCCUGUCUUAAAUAAUAACUGCCUGAUAAAAUAGUUAGCUUUUUCUUAUGAGAAAGUAACAGGAAAAUGGCUGUGUCUGUGCUUUUCUUUGGGGAAAACAACCUUAUGGGACAGAGACAUGGAACUGGUGAAAACCCAGAAUAUCCAUACCAAGAUUGAAAGCUUGGAAUUGAGUUUUAGAAGCCAAAAGGGGACCACUAGUUGAGCACGAAGACCUGGUUCCAGAAAGUGGGGGUUGUGCAGCACAAAGAAGGAAAAGGUGUCUAAAGUUCUACCCAAGUGCAAAUUACUGAUAGGCAGGUCCUUCAGGAAACAGGUUAGAAAAUAUGUGUUCCAAUCUGUAAGUUUUUGGAAAUAAGGUGCGUAUCACCAUUGUACAGAACAGGAUAUGGAAUAGUACUACUGUUGAAAAUUUUAAAAGGGAGAAUUACCUCCACUAAAAGGAAAAUAGGGACAAUAGUUGCUUUGGCAUACCUUUAAGGGCUUAUUUGAUAAUUGCUAAAACCUCACUACUUGUACAGUGGUACCUCGAGUUACAAACGCUUCAGGUUAC